GCUGACGAAGAAUUUAAUAUUGAAAAGGCUAAGCUUGUGCGCCAAGAAUCUAUCAAUAUUGAAGCCACUUUUCAAAGAAAGAUUAAACAAGCAGAAGUUCAAAAGAAAAUUGCACAGUCGAACCAUAUCAAUAAAUCACGCCUCAAGGUUCUUCAAGCACGUCAACAAAUGCUUGAUGAACUUUUUUCAGAAACUCAAUCUCAACUCAAGAAGAUUUCUCAAGAUAGGGAUUCAUAUCGCAAUUUAUUGAAAGAUUUGAUAUUACAAGGACUUUAUCAAUUAAUGGAUGAAAAUGUAACAAUUACCGUCAAGAAAUCAGAAUUGGAUCUUGCUCAAAAUGCCAUUAAAAUUGCCUCCAAGACUUAUAUGGAUACAACUCACUCAUCAGUGAGUAUUGAAAUUGACGAUAGCUUACCAGAAGAAAGUGCUGGAGGUGUGAUUUUGUCAUCUCAUUUUGGCCGUAUAAGGAUUAAUAAUACACUUGAGAAACGAUUAUCCUUAGCUCAAGAAGAGAUGCUUCCGGAGAUUCGCGUGUUACUUUUUGGUCCGUCACCAAAUAGGAAAUUUACCGAUUAA
Racocetra persica is the source of this 576-nucleotide messenger RNA. NCBI's taxonomy places the organism in Eukaryota, Fungi, Glomeromycota, Glomeromycetes, Diversisporales, Gigasporaceae. The record is from the annotation of a GenBank genome assembly.